This is a messenger RNA of Apus apus (common swift), 6160 nucleotides long. RefSeq names its product serine/threonine kinase 35 (gene STK35). Gene Ontology annotation, cellular component: cytoplasm; autophagosome. Gene Ontology annotation, molecular function: ATP binding; protein serine/threonine kinase activity. The record is from RefSeq and is a predicted model, not a curated record. NCBI's taxonomy places the organism in Eukaryota, Metazoa, Chordata, Aves, Apodiformes, Apodidae. Gene Ontology annotation, biological process: protein autophosphorylation; autophagy; axon extension.
AUGGGAAGGUCACCGCUGCGGGGGACGCAGCAGCUGGCAGAAGAGCGGCGUGGGACCGGCUGCAGCCCCUGCCUGCGUCACGCCGCGGCAGCUCGAGGCCACCGCACACGUGCUGGCGCACGGCGACCUCCCGGCGUGGGCAGGAGGCACAAGUGGCCACUCGACCCGGGCACAGAAGUGGAGCCCACCUCCCGGGACGCGGGGCGGGGAGGCCGGCCCGCCGGCACCGAGGCUCUCCCCGCCGCUGGGGGCGGGGGGGGAAGCGGGAGCCGCCGCGGGCACCGGCCUCCGCGCCCCGCUCUUCCCCCGCCCCCCGCCGCGGCGGUUCGCCCCGCGCCGCCGCGAUUGGCCGAGCGCUUAAAGGGGCCGGCAGCGCGCGCUUUUCCGCCCUCCGCCGCGGCGGCGCGUGCCCCCUCGCCCGCGCGGCGCUCCCCGGCGCGGCGCUCCCCGGCGGGCGGGGGGGGCGGCCCGGCCAGCCCGCGGGGCCCCGGCGGCGGCGCCAUGCAAGCGGCGGACGGCGGCCGCCGCGGGACACAACAAAGGGCGACGCGGCGGCGGCGGGCGGCGCGGCGGGGGCCCAUGGCGGUGGCGGGGCCCGGCCCGGGUGGCGGCGGCGGCGGAGGAGGAGGAGGAGGAGGUGUUGGCGGCGGCGGCGGGGCUCCACGGUACAGCCUGCUGGCCGAGAUCGGCCGCGGGGCCUACGGCGUGGUGUACGAAGCGGUGUCGGGCCGCAGCGGCGCCCGGUUAGCGGUGAAAAGGAUCCGGUGUGACGCCCCGGAGAACGUGGAGCUGGCGCUGGCGGAGUUCUGGGCCCUGACCAGCCUCCGGCGGCAGCACCCCAACGUGGUGCGCUUCGAGGAGUGCGUCCUGCAGCGGCACGGCCUGGGCCAGCGCAUGAGCCACGGCAACAAGCGCAGCCAGCUCUACCUUCGCCUCGUCGAGACCUCCCUCAAAGGUGAGAGGAUCCUGGGCUACGCGGAGGAGCCGUGCUACCUCUGGUUCGUCAUGGAGUUCUGUGAAGGAGGAGACCUCAACCAGUACAUCCUGUCACGAAGACCUGACCCAGCAACGAACAAGAGCUUCAUGCUGCAGCUGACCAGUGCCAUCGCCUUCCUGCACAAGAACCACAUUGUCCACCGGGACCUGAAACCAGACAACAUCCUGAUCACUGAGAAGUCCGGCACCCCUGUGCUCAAGGUGGCUGACUUCGGGCUGAGCAAGGUCUGUGCUGGCCUGACUGCUCGGGGCAAGGAGGGUGGCAAGGAGAACAAAAAUGUGAAUGUGAACAAGUACUGGCUGUCCUCGGCUUGUGGCUCUGAUUUCUACAUGGCACCCGAAGUGUGGGAGGGCCACUACACUGCCAAGGCUGACAUCUUUGCCCUCGGCAUCAUCAUCUGGGCCAUGAUAGAGAGGAUCACGUUCAUCGAUGCUGAGACCAAGAGGGAGCUGCUGGGGACCUACAUCAAGCAAGGGACUGAGAUUGUGCCCGUUGGGGAAGCGCUGCUAGAAAACCCAAAGAUGGAGCUGCACAUCCCUCAGAAACGCAGGACUUCCAUGUCUGAGGGGAUCAAGCAGCUCUUGAAAGACAUGUUGGCUGCUAACCCGCAGGAUCGACCUGAUGCCUUUGAGCUUGAAACCAGGAUGGACCAGGUUACUUGUGCUGCUUAAAUUCAGGGCAGGGCACUUCUGUGCUUUGCAGCUGGGUUUAUUUACCAGGGACCCAUAAUCUCCAUUAUUUAUGUGCAACGAGGGAAGUCAAAGAUAAGGGAAGAUGAUGAUACAGAAGAUCCCUGGUCUGCAGGAUCUCUGGCAAUGUGAAAUCUUUGGGUGUUACUUUGUUUUGCUGGGAAGAGGUGUUCUGGGGAUGUGUGUGGGGGCGGGGGGGAGCUGCAGGGCCUGUUGAGAGCACAAGCUGGCGGCUCUCUUGCUCACAAGACUUUCAGACAAGAUCCAGAGGGCAAAGCUGCCCCUGCCCAGCCCUCCCUGUGUCUCUGCUGCCAGUGACUCAGUAGAUGUUCCUAGAGAAAAUCUGGUUCCAUCAGGAGGUGGGAAUCAGCAGCCCAGCAGCAGGUUGUGCUGCCAGGCAUCAGCUCUGAGUCCGUCUGGGCACAAAUUUGAAUUUAAAGCUGCUGCUUUCUCCUCGGGGAAAUGGGAGCAACAGGAUUGCUGGGUUUGCACUGGGAGUGCACUGUUCUGGGAAAAGUGAGUCUCCUGGACCAGGCGUUGCAAGCAGCUCAAUAAUUUCAUAGCCAGGCAGUUUCUGAGUAGGUGGAUCCUGCCCAGGCUGUGAGCAGUUGAUGUUCGGAGUAGCAUGAACAAGCUGGAAAGCCAUUUGUCCAGGCAGCUCUGGUGCUGCCACAGGCAGCCCUUCACUGUCCCCAAGCUGGAUCUCACUGGUGAGGUUUGUUCUGGUCCUUCUCUACUGUAGGUUGUCUGGUGGACAUUCCCUGUGCAAGUGCAACAGAAAGCAGUUCACUGCUCUGAUCCAUUGAAUGCCAAACUUCAGUUCUUAGUAAAAAUAUUUGGGAGAGGAAGAGGUUUGGCCUAAAUGUCUCCCUGGUUGGAUUCUAGCCUCCCACUAAACACUUUUCCCUGCCAGAUAACUGUUUCCAGGAAGUGAAAGGCAAUGCUGCUGUUUAGGUUUGGUUACAGUAGGGUACAGCUCAGGUAGGGAGAUUGGAACCUCAGGCUGAGCAGUUAUUACUCUGUUUCCUUGCCUGUAUUUAAAGCAACACUAAUAUUCUGGGGCUGACCCCAUGUUGAUGGUCUUCAGACUUUGCUCACUGUAAAUGCAAUUGUAAAGCAGCACCUCUUCACUGCCCUGCAGGUUCUGAACCAUCUCAAACAUUUCUCACCAGGCUAAGUCACCCAGCAGCAGUUUGGGGUUGGGCUGGACUGACCCAGCAUCACCCAUGAGCUGCCUGGGUGCUCAGUCCUUACUGGGGCCAGCCAGGACCACGGGCAGAAGAGGGUCACUCCAACCCUUUCCCCUGGCUGAUCCAUCACUGGAAGGUUCCUGAACUGGCAGCACCUCCUUGUAUCUACUUUGCUGACCUCAUGGGAUGGAAAUGCAGGAAAUUCAGGUGUGCUAAGGCACAGCUCCAGCAAGGAAAAGGGGGUAGGAGUUCUUUUUUCUCUUCCAUCUAUUCCAGGACAGAUCAGGCUGUUGCUGCAGGAAGGCCAGGUCCCUCUUAGGAGGACAAUGCCAGGAAGCUCCAGACCAUGUGUCUGUGACUUGGGAAGUUUUGGACAGCCCAAAUUCAGCGCCAAGCCCCUGUUCCCACGCUGCUUCUCUUUUGUUCCUAGGGAGGGUUCUGUGGGCUGUGGCCAGCCAUAGCCUGACCAGAACUGCACAGGCUCCCUCCAGGUUGGUUCCCAGGGCUGGUUUGCAGGUGCUGUGCUCAGCCCUGGCCACAGAGCCCUCCUGGGGGUUUUGAGCAGUUUUGGCUGCUCUCGUUUCCCUCUAACUUGCAGUGGCUGUGCUGAGGAGUUGCAGGUGUGUUUCUCCCCCAGCUCCCAGGGAGGGUUUGCAAGGGAGACAAGAGCUGAACCCAGUAGUUGAUCAGUACAGUGUUAGUGCCCUGGUCACAGGGCCAUCCUUCCUCCACCUGACACAGCCUUUGCUCCUGACUGUUAUAACUAACCCUGGCUUGAAUGGUGCAGUAAGAGGGCUUUACCCUCCCAGCCCUGCUCACUUGGCUUUCCAGGCAGGAAAGGCCCCAGGGGUUCCAUCCCGGUUGAAGGGAGCUUCCUAGCAGGUUUCCAUGUGUGGAAACCAAGCCUGAACUGGAGGACAUGGAAGGUGGUGACUGGGUUGCUCACCAGGAUCAUUGGUAGCACUCUGCUCCUUUCUGGGGACAGGAGCAAACCUGGCAGGCAGGCUCCAGGCAAGCCCUGGGAGGGUCAGCCCUCUUGGUCCACCACUGUUUCAUGUCAUCUCCGAACCACACGUCUCCACCUCAGCUUUUGCAUUCCAGAUGUGUUUUUAAAGCAGCUUGAUGUUAGUGAGCUAGACCGUAGUGCCUUACUUAGGAUUUAGCAAACACUUCCAAGGAUGAGUGCUAGGGCUGCCAGCCUUUGGCCAACAUGGACGUUUCCCGCAUUAGUUUGUCCUUUUAAGAGCAUUUCUCCCUGAUGAUUUUGCUGCUGUUUGUGCUCCCUAGACUCUGUGGGAACCUGCCUUGUGUUUACAGCUCCCAGCAUCUCUCCUCCCAGUUCUGUGGCCCAGACUAUCUAGAACAAGAUGGGAACAGCUCAAACCUGCAUGUGCUGUGGGAUGGAGGAUGUUUAGGCUUCUCUUCCCAGGUGGGUCUAUUGGGCAUCUUCUGCCCAGCUCCUGCAGGCUCAACUUCUCCCUCUGCUGUAAAUGUUUUUGGCAUCAGGAUGCGCGUCUGGGAAAACUCAAGCUUAAGAAAGCAGCACCAGGCCUGCAGCUCGCUGCCCAGCCAGGGCCAGGCUGUCUCCAUCUCAUCCUGGCCACAGUGAAGCUGAGCAUCCAGGUGCUGGGUGGGCCUGGUCAGUAAGGGGGGGGAAACCAAGUACCCUCUCACAAACCCCUGCUGCCCCCUGGGCUUGCAGGGCUCCAGCCAGUGCCUGCGCCGAGAGGGGAGAGAUUGUAUGAAAUUGUUUACUUCUGAUUAUGCUGUUUACAAGAGGGAUGUGGGGUGGGUGGGGGGAACAAGCCAAGCCUCAGGAGGAUUGGGAAACGUGUUAUCUGCACCAGCCUGCAGCAAGGCCAAUAUUGCUGCCAUCAGGCAGGUGUCACGGGGACUUCCUGGCCAGCUUUGGUCCAGGGGCAGCAGAGGUGGCUCUGGCCUGGAGGGGUUAAUUAGCUUCCCCUUGUCCCCGUGCUGCUGUUUGAGGUUCAGCAGUGCUAGUGACAGAUAAAAGAGUUACCCCUGUGGUCUUCCUUUACUCCUCAGGACCCAGCUCCUUGACAUAUCAGAGGCUCCCAGAGCCUUUCUGGAGCAAUAAGACUUCACACAGGCAUUAACCAUCGCUGUGGAAAUCCUCCGUCGUGUGCGUCGUGCGUCUCCUCCGUGUGCAGGAUGAGUCUGGGUUUAAGCCUCCCAAGCAUCAUGGGGCAGCUGCUGGGCUCCCUGUGCUUUCUGCAGGUCACAAGAGCAGGGGAACAUGUUGCUGCUUUCCUUUGUGUCCCCAGCCUCACACUACAGCUGCCAGGGGGACUCGUGGUGCCAUUUGGGUGAUUCUGCUGCAGGAGGAGCAGGCGCUGCUCAGCCCUGCACAGAGCUGGCUGGGUGCUUCACCUGGCUCCUUGCAGCCCCCCCAUCCCUCCUGUCAGGCUCUACAGGUCCCAGAGGCAGCAUCUGGGAAGUGGAGCCCCCGGCUCCCUUGGCAGUGGGAUGUGGCCGGUGCUGGUGCUGCCCUGGAGCCGUUGCUGGUGGUGGGGAGAGCUGUGCCAGCUGCUCUUCUGCUGCUCAGCUGGUACCUGGGCACGUCCCAGCGUGUGGCUCUUCAUGUCCAAGAGCAUUUCACACUUCAGAGCAGGGUGUGGGUGCACAGGGAGCUGCUCUCUUGCAGCUGCAAUGUGACAAAUCCUGUUUCUCUGCAGUCUGCCCAAGUGCUCUUUACUCCAGAGGUGAUGUCCAGGCUGUAGGAAGAGCUUGCAGAGGCCAAAAGGGUGAGUGCUUGGUGUCCCCAUCCCAGUGCCUGUCCCCAUCCCAGAACUUCAGCUCACUUACCCAGCAAAUCCCAGCAGCUUUGCAGAGCCACUUCCCUAUAACCCCAGGGAGAUACUGGAGCCUCAGCAGUGCUGGGCAACUUGCAGGACUAGAACACCCUGUCCCAGCCCUGCUCCAGGCUCCUCUGCUCCCUGCAGCCCCCAUACUGAGCUAGCAAGAGCAGAAGGCUUAAACCCAGACUCCAAACUAAAGAUAAUUAGUAAAGGAACCUGUAUUUUUCUUUUUUCUCCUUUUUUUUUUUUUUUGCACAGAAGCUGGUAAUCUAGGACCUAUGUGUGAACAACUUUAUAUAAAUAUUUUUUGUACUUGGUUUACUUGGGUUGGUAUGAGACGUAUUUAAGUUCUUUGAACACUGUGGAUGCCCUGAUGUGUAUGAGUGGCAGAGGCUUUGUAAGUUAAGAGACGUUUGUGUGAAUAAAGCUAUGUGAUGGGGUUGAAAAGCCACACACACAAUGAAA